AUGCUGUCAAGGCGCAUGCUUAGCAAGGCCGACGAGGAGGCCAUCGGCGACGAGGUCGAGGUCCGGAGGGAGGACCAGGACAAGAUCAACAAGUUCAGCCGUCUGCACUCGCGCGAGCUCGGUAUCGAAGAUGAACUGAAGAACAAGAGUAAGGAGAAGGAGGAACUCGACGACCUCAACACAGAACUGGAGCUCGCCGACGAGGACGAGGCCGUGCCAUACAAGAUUGGCGACGCCUACUUCCACGUCCCGCAACCCCAGGCACUCGAGAUGCUUGAGAAGGCAUCAUCCAAGAUCGAGGAGGAGGUUGAGGAGCUGGAAUCCAAGCUGGAGACAAUCAAGGAGGAAAUGACCCAACUCAAGGUUGAGCUGUACGCCAGGUUCGGGAAGAGCAUCAACCUCGAGACAUGA
Molecule: messenger RNA, 411 nt
Organism: Colletotrichum gloeosporioides
Lineage: Eukaryota; Fungi; Ascomycota; Sordariomycetes; Glomerellales; Glomerellaceae
Product: putative prefoldin subunit 4
Exons: 4
Coding region: 1-411 (136 amino acids)
Biological process (GO): protein folding
Cellular component (GO): prefoldin complex; cytoplasm
Source: RefSeq, a predicted model, not a curated record